AAAAAAUAAAACAAGCCAAGUGACAUUUUUGGCAUGACCAAAUGAACAAUUGAUCGACCACCAUAUCCUCCCGCCCCGGUAUUCCCGGCCCUGCCCAGAGUCAAGGUCAAGGUGACAGAGACAACCGACUGGGAAGGCUCGACCACGGGUCAGGGGAACUGGAAUUCCGUCGUCAGGUUGGUUGAUUUGGUCCCAGCCGUGGCGCCCUUUUUUUCUCCCGUUUUCCCUUUCAUCCCAUGUUGUCGUCGUCCAAUGUUUGUUUCUACCGCUAGACGUUAUUGGUACUAUUGAAACGUGCUGGUCGGCAAUUGGCACUAGGUCUUGCACCAUUCCUUACGAAGCUGAUAAUUCUCUUAAUCCCUAGCUUUUCCUCUUGUUUUAUACUUGCUUUUUCUCCCCCCCCGAAUUCCUAUCCACCUACCUUACCUACCCUACGUUACCUAGGUACUGUAUACUUUACCUUAGUAAUAUCUGUUAAUCUCUCAAUGAUCCAACGAGCCGAGCCCAGCGAUCGCCCAUAGAAUCCUUCGUCCGCUUCUCUGAUCCGGAGGACACUAAUCUUAAAGCCUCAGCAACCGGCCUACCGCAACCGGACCCUGUCAAUAAACACCCCCCGUUCGAAUACGCCACGUCUUAAAUCUAUCACGCAAGCCAUCUCUUCAACAAAAGAAACUACCAGAGAAGACGAGCCGUUGACGCCACGAUGCCGUCUUUGGCGCGAGCCUCUCCAGAGAGCAGUUACCGCUCGACCCCAAGUGAUGGGGCUUCGUACUCGACAGCAACGACCAGCAACUCGCUCACCCAUCUUUAUCCGAAAUCGAAGGCCGGGUUCCUAAACCGGAGGGUUCGUUGCGAGGGCAAAGAAAGCCAACAGCAAAUUAGUGCAGAAUAUAUGGGCAGGAAAAGCACAAGCAGCAGUGUGAUGAGCACUUCCACCGGCAGUACUAUGCCCCCUCCGCCGACUACGGAUAGCAGUAAGAAGAGGGAUUCUCUAUCAGGCUUACCUCCGCCCUUGACCAAAGAAGAGUUCGAGGCAUUGCCGUUGGCAGUUCAAAGAAAGUACUUCUCUACGCUUGAACGUCUUCGCUUCGCACAACCGUCAGGCUCGGUUGAAGGCAUUUUUGAUCACUACGUAGAAAACGUGAGGCGGCGUCGGCCUCGCCAGGAACGAAGUGCUUCGGACCAUUUUGUCGGCAAGGUCAGGCGACGCCCACUUCGGCAGCCACAACAACAAACAUUCGAUGCCGACUCGCUUUCCUUUGUCAACAACUUACCGGAAAAGAUCAAGAAGCGCCAAUUCACCCGCGAGGAACAAGUAGUUCUCGCCAAACACUUGCGCGCCAGUGUUCUAUUAGACGCGGCUGAUGAGGCUGUCUACAAGGCCGGGCGGCGAUCUAGCAAGACCUUCACUUCAGACAUCGAUACUCUCAACUCUUCCUUAUUGGAUUCGCCAUUGGCGUCGCCCCUGAGCUCGGAUCAUACCAUAACGCCCUCGACAGUUGACACCAUGGAUCGUCGCAUUUCCCACUCGGCUGGCGUAUCCACACCGUUGUCUGAGACAUCGCCCAGCAUACCUGACUCGUUUUAUGAUAGCUUCCGCUGGAUGGAAGAUGACGAGGAUCUCGACCUGCGACUCUCGAUGGAUUACUACCAUGCCAAUUUGCGGGACUCAUCACCAUCGCCCAAACAUGACCGCCGUCCUUCGUUCCGUCGGCACCUUUCCAUUACGAAACUCCCCUUCGGACGAUCCUCGACAUCAUUAUCACGGCCCAUGACCAAGGAUGCGGCGAGCACACCGAGCAGCCCUCUUCAUAGUCCCAGAGGAUUCGCAAAUUGUUCAGCGCCAGUCUCAACCAGGAGGUCGAGGACCAUGUCCCUGAUAUCUUCGAGGCAAGCCCAACAGGAUCUGCUUUCUUCACCCAUCGACCAAGCCGCUGCACAUUACCAGGACCCUGAAGCUCGGUUAAAACUUAGGGUCUACCUUGCAUCACCGCAAAAGUUUGACGAGGCGAUCGAGUUCGGGUUUCCUUCUGUUGACGCCCGCCCGGCGGCCAAUGAAGGCCCACAGGAAAAGCCAAAAAACCGACAGUCCAAGCAAGCUCUGCCCGAAUCAACCAAGGGCAUGGAAACCUUUUUUGCAGAGGAAGACGACGACGAGGAAGAUGAGAAGCUCUCUGACAGCGAACAAGGUUCGAUCGGUGAGCCGGAUUCGCCCAAGACGCCGCUUGCGACUGAAAAGCCGCAGAUACGACCUACACGGCUUCUGCCUGACUCCUACACGCAAAUGCCCGUCUCGUCUCGGGAGAUGACUCUGCGCAUGACUCUGACUCGGCCAGACCUGAGAGCUGCCGAGGAACAGAUGUAUGGCUGGAAGCAAAACCAACCACAGCAAGCGAAUCACCGCACGCAAACGUCUCAACCCACCAUAUACCGGGACGAUUUUACAACUUCGGUUUUACUGGAUUCAGGGCCCAAGGACAGCAUGGACAAGAGUCUGGGUAGUUUUGACCAUUGGGCACCGCCAGCAGACAACAAUGUCAUGAAACGGAUUUGGAACCGUGUCCGGCGGUCCUGACAUAUUUGAAAAUAAUGUUAUUUCAUAUUUGCAUGCCAGGCAAGGACAUGACCUGGCCUUUUUUUUUUUUUUUUUUUUUUUUUUUUUUUUUUUUUUUUU
Pyricularia grisea is the source of this 2674-nucleotide messenger RNA. RefSeq lists its product as uncharacterized. The coding region runs from base 704 to 2575 and encodes 623 amino acids. The transcript has 2 exons. NCBI's taxonomy places the organism in Eukaryota, Fungi, Ascomycota, Sordariomycetes, Magnaporthales, Pyriculariaceae. The record is from RefSeq and is a predicted model, not a curated record.